CCGUCCACCGGUCGACAGCCUCACGGGGCCUUUGGAGGAUUAGACCAGACUUGGCCUUUCUCAUCAGUAGGUACUCCGGCUAUGCCUCAAGCUCACGAGAAGCUCAGCUGCUUCCUCACCCCACUUUUCGUCGCCGUUAGCCUUGCUAUCUGCAGCGCGGGAGGCGACGUUAGCGAGCAGUUCGUCUACUCCGGCGGCUUCGCCAGCGGUAACCUCACCCUCGGCGGCGCUGCCGCAGUCACACCCGCGGGCCUGCUCGAGCUCACCAACGGCACGCUCCGGCAGAAGGCCCACGCCAUCCACCCAUCCCCGUUCAGCUUCCGCAACGCGUUGACGGCGGCGCGGUCGUUCUCGGCCUCCUUCGUGUUCGGCAUCCUCUGCCCGGACGACGACAACUGCGGCCACGGCAUCAUCCUCUUCGUCGCCCCGGGCGGCUACGACUUCUCCUCCGCGUUCCCAAGCCAGUACAUCGGCUUCGUCAACAGCACCAGCAACGGGGCCGCCGCCAACCACAUCUUCGGCGUGGAGCUCGACACGGACCAGAACAACGAGUUCCGCGACAUCGACGGCAACCACGUGGGCAUCGACGUUGACGGGCUCACGUCCGUCGCGUCCGCCAGCGCCGGCUACUUUCGCGACGGCGACAAGGACGGCGGCGUCUUCCAGAACCUGACGCUGUCGAGCCGCAAGGCCAUGCAGGUAUGGGUGGACUACGACGGCGCGGGGAAGCAGAUCACCGUGGCCAUGGCUCCCGCCGGGAUGUCCAGGCCCGUGAAGCCGCUGCUCUCCACGGCGUACGACCUCACCACGGUGCUCACGGACACGGCGUACGUGGGCUUCUCGUCGGCGACGGGGUCCUUCAACUCGCGGCACUACGUUCUGGGCUGGAGCUUCGCCAUGGACGGGCCUGCUCCGGCCAUCGACAUCGCGCAGCUGCCAAGGCUGCCUCGCUUUGGCCCGAAGCGCCGCCCCAACCUCGCGAAGAUCAUCCCGCCCGUAGCGACGGCGGCGUUCAUCCUCGCCGUCGGCGCCGUGGCCGUCCUGCUGGUACGGCGGCGGCUCAGGUACAGGGAGGUGCGGGAAGAUUGGGAGGUGGAGUUCGGGCCGCACCGGUUCUCGUACAAGGACCUGUUCCGCGCCACCAAUGGGUUCAAGGACAGGAAUCUGCUGGGCGUGGGAGGGUUCGGGAGGGUCUACAAGGGGGUGCUGCCGGUGUCCAAGCUGGAGAUCGCCGUGAAGAAGGUGUCGCAUGACUCGCAACAGGGCAUGAAAGAGUUCGUCGCGGAGGUCGUCAGCAUUGGGCGUCUGCAACAUCGGAAUUUGGCACAGUUACUUGGCUAUUGCAGGCGUAAAGGGGAAUUGGUCCUCAUCUACGAGUACAUGCCAAAUGGGAGCCUCGACAAGCAUCUGUACAGUGAUGAGAAACCAGUUCUGGAUUGGGAGAAGAGGUUCCGGGUCAUCAGAGGAAUCGCAUCGGGGUUGCUCUACCUCCACGAGGAGUGGGAGAAGGUGAUCAUCCACCGAGACAUCAAGGCCAGCAACGUGCUCCUAGAUGCUGAGAUGAAUGGCCGACUGGGCGACUUCGGACUGGCAACGAUGUACGACCGUGGCGCCAACGCGCAGACCACGCACGUCGUCGGCACCAUUGGAUACCUAGCACCAGAGCUUGGCCGCACCAACAAGGCGACGCCCCUGACCGAUGUGUUCGCCUUCGGAAUAUUCAUGCUCGAGGUCACCUGCGGCCAGAGGCCCAUUACCCAAAAUUCACGGGGCGAACAGCACAUGCUGGCCGAUUGGGUGCUUGAUCGUUGGCACACAGGAUCGCUAACCGAGGCCGUGGAUGCCAAGCUUCAUGAAUAUGAUGUCGAUGAGGCAACCCUCGCUUUGAAGCUAGGAUUGUUGUGCUCGCAUCCUCUCUCCAACUCGAGGCCUGACAUGAGGCAGGUUGUGAGGUAUCUUAAUGGAGAUGUGCGACUACCGGAGCUCACCCCGACUAAUGAAACCUUCCAGAUUCUUGCGAUGAUGCAGAACGAAGGGUUCGACUCGUAUGUCAUGCCACACCCUUCGCCCAUGGAAAGCAUGAACACCAUGUCCAGCAUUGCCAGUGAAAAAUGACAUGUUAGCAUUACUUGUGAUUCUCUAUAUGCACAAAUUAAUGUAUACACUGGUUGCUCUGGUUUCCAUAAUA
This is a messenger RNA of Lolium rigidum, 2188 nucleotides long. RefSeq names its product L-type lectin-domain containing receptor kinase SIT2-like. Gene Ontology annotation, molecular function: carbohydrate binding; ATP binding; protein kinase activity. The coding region runs from base 82 to 2115 and encodes 677 amino acids. Lineage: Eukaryota; Viridiplantae; Streptophyta; Magnoliopsida; Poales; Poaceae. The record is from RefSeq and is a predicted model, not a curated record. Gene Ontology annotation, cellular component: plasma membrane. Gene Ontology annotation, biological process: protein phosphorylation. The transcript has a single exon.